AUGGAUGUUCGGGGACGGAACCGCGGAACUGCGGCGGCCGAGAUCUCCGCUGUGGUUCCAACUUCGCAACCAAGCAACGGGAAGGAAUUCCCGACAACCAAAAACCACCUCAGCGGCCAUGCAGUUCCGCAGAAUAAUGCCGCUGGGCAGACGCCAUCGCCUCCACCUCCCUCUACAGCGAAGGGACCGCGAUAUAUACUCAUCCAAGACGACGACGACGAGCCGGCCAAUCACAGCGGCCAGAUCGCCGCUGCCGUAAUCCGCCGGCGCGUUCCCCGCAAUACCUCGGCUCAUCUCACUCCACCCCAGAUAACGCGAGCGGUGGAGGUGCAGGUGCGCAGGUGCGCGCAGAGAGAGAGAGAGAGAGAGAGAGAGAGAGAGAGAGAGAGAGAGAGAGAGGAAAAGCCAAGCUACCGACGCGCCGCGCCCACCCCAAGCUCCAACCUAACCACCGGCGAGAAGCCCUUUCACCGCUUCUCACCCUUCACCCCCUCUCCAACAACCAACCCUCGGUCUCGCCGCUCCGCCCCCAUCCCCGCAACCCCAACAGCCAACCCAACCCGCACAACCAACAACUCUCCGACCGACGUCCGCACCAUCUCGGCCGAACAACGACAAGGGAGGGAAAAAAGAAGAAGAACCAUGUCGGACACCUUCACCCCCAAAGACGUGGCCGCGCACGCGACGGUCGAGGACGGCCUGUACAUCAUCAUCGACGGCGGCGUCUACAGCCUGGCCGGCUUCGUCGACGAGCACCCGGGCGGCGCCAAGAUCCUCAAGCGCGUCGGCGGCAAGGACGCGAGCAAGCAGUUCUGGAAGUACCACAACGAGGGCGUGCUGAAGAAGUAUGCGCCUAAGCUUAAGGUGGGCGAGGUUAAGGAGGAGGCGAAGCUGUGA
Diplodia corticola is the source of this 897-nucleotide messenger RNA. Its product is annotated as cytochrome b5. Bases 1 to 897 code for a protein of 298 amino acids. Gene Ontology annotation, cellular component: membrane; intracellular membrane-bounded organelle. Gene Ontology annotation, molecular function: heme binding. The record is from RefSeq and is a predicted model, not a curated record. The transcript has 2 exons. Lineage: Eukaryota; Fungi; Ascomycota; Dothideomycetes; Botryosphaeriales; Botryosphaeriaceae.